AUGAAUAGUUUCAAAUCUGUUCUAAUUGCAAGCGCAUUGCUCUUCAUGCUCAUUGCAGCAGUCACUGCAGGUGAAUCCAAACCUCAACAAGUUGACAGUUAUGCUGAUCAUCAAAAGUAUUGCUUCCAAAAGUGUACUCACUACAAGACUGUCAAGGGAAAGUGUUCUGAUUAUGAAUGGGUUGGUACCAAGAAGGAAUGUUGUGAUUGGAAGUUGGUUGGUAAAGGAAAAUGUUUGAAAUAUAAGAAAUUCAGCAAGUGUGAUAAAUAUUCCAAGGAUAGAAAGUUGUGUUUGGGUCAUGGUUAUAAGCAAGUUUGUGCUAAACAUAAAACUGAAAAGUAUUGUGUUAAGAGUGCUUGGAAAGAUGCUUGUAUUCAUAAGGGAAAGAAUAAUUCCUGUAAACAAUAUGCCUAUAACUUUGUCUGUACCAAAUAUGACAAGUCACAUGUCUGUGCCAAGUAUAUCAAGGUUCCAAAGGUUGGCUAUCAUUACAAGAAGAGAUGUGCUGAAUAUAAACUCGAUGCUUACUGUGCCGCUUACAAGCAAGUCUGUAAAUGUCAAAAGGGAUGGAAGAAAGUUGCAGGAAAACAUUACAAGGGAUGGACUGAUACUUAUUAUCAUGCUUUCUGUAAACAAAAAUGUCACAAGAUUUGUGCCAAAUAUACCAAGACCAAGAAGUGUAUCAGAUACAAUAAGGUCAAAUUCAGUCUCAAGAAGGGUUACACUAAAAAGUGUGUUAAAUUCAUUGAUAGAAAGUUCUGUGCUGCUCAAAAGAAGGCUCGUUUCUGUACUCAAUGGGUUCCAAAUCAAUUCUGUGAUGCUAGAAAGAAGGUCAGAGUUUGUGAAAAGUAUAAGGAACGUAAAUUCUGUGCUGAAUAUAAGGCAGUCAACUAUUGUACUCAAUAUAAGCACGUAAAGAGUAGAUGUAUUAAGAAGAAGCACUGGAAGAAGUGUGUUAAAAAGUCACCAGGUUAUAAGGUCUGUGCCAAGUAUCAAUUUGUUGGUGGUACCAAGAAAUGUGUCAAGUAUGGUGAAAGAACUGUUUGUGAUAAGAAGACAACCGUUUGUUCUCCAAUUAAGAUUGACAAGUAUGUUCCAGAAAAGAAGAAGGAACAUAAGAAGAAGGAAUAA
Naegleria gruberi is the source of this 1131-nucleotide messenger RNA. RefSeq lists its product as uncharacterized. The transcript has 2 exons. Lineage: Eukaryota; Heterolobosea; Eutetramitea; Acrasida; Naegleriidae. The coding region runs from base 1 to 1131 and encodes 376 amino acids. The record is from RefSeq and is a predicted model, not a curated record.